Porites evermanni is the source of this 1421-nucleotide messenger RNA. Lineage: Eukaryota; Metazoa; Cnidaria; Anthozoa; Scleractinia; Poritidae. The record is from the annotation of a GenBank genome assembly.
AUGGAACAGAGUCUAAAGUCACAACGUGCCACUUUUACUGAAUCAGAAAAAAUCAAACUAUCUUCAUCAAACAAAGUUCACAACUUCACUUCCACACCACUGCCACCUGAUGCCAUCUCUUUACUCAACAAAGGAACUAACUUCAUCCUUACCACCACCACGCCAAGCAUCUCUUCUCUCCAAAAAACCAUCGAAUCUGAAGUCAACACAGCCCUCUGUUCCCCUAUCCGCAAGAAAAACCACACUACCAAGCUCAACUCAUCUAAAACUUCCAAAUCACUUCUCCGUUUCCAUCCUUACCGCAAUCAGAUGCAUCCACUUCCUUUACUACAACAAGAACAAUCACGGCCUCACUUCAACCUUCACCUCAUCGACUAUGUUCACAAUACUGUUUCUUUCACUAAAGAAUUUUGACAACCUGCUAAAUUGCGUUCUAUUAUUUAUCCUAAAUUAUGUAACACCCUCCCACACACCACAACGUACAGAACGACAAUGACGUAAUACUUACAGUUUCUGACAAAAACAUGGGUUGGGCUCAUGUGCCUACCUCGUGGUUCUCCACCGAGUACAAACGACAUCUCUCCGACCUGUCUACCUACAGACGUAUUGACAACUUUAACUGCAAACAAACCAUCACUAACUCCCACACACUACUUGGCCAACUCAAAAAACGAUUCGCAACUGUUAUCACAAACCAUGACAACUCGCGACUGUUGGACCCCACCCCACAAGACAAACUACAACUACCCUACAUAAAACUACUACCUAAAGUACAUAAACUCGACAAACCUGCAUCCUACGGCAACCUGAAGAAACUAACUGGGAGACCUAUUAUCACUGCGCACAGCUGGAUAACAUCCAACCCCUCACGUCUACUGGGAACUGAACUAGACAGUAUUAUUUUACAACUAAAAAACCUUUUUGAAGAACGAAACAUACCAUGCCCUUUGAUUUACAACUCAUAUGACUUACUGCUUUUAUUAGACAAACUACGUAUUACCAACAUGUACGACUUAUGUGUCACAACUUUUGACUUCACAUCACUUUACACAAACAUUUCAUACCAUGACACCACUCAAGCCAUCAUUAAGAACUGUAAACUGCUUAAUUUGCCUAAUUUUUAUAGGGAUUAUUUGCUUAACCUCAAUAAUUUUAUUAACCAACGUAACUAUUUUAGGACUGGUAAUACCAUCUACCAGCAAAUUAAAGGGGUUGCUAUGGGCAGCUACCAUAGCUGCCAAAUUGCGGACCUCGUGCUCCUACUAAGCGAAUUUUCAUUUUUUAACAAUACUAAUUGCCCUACUAAUAGCAUUUUUAUUUUCUGCCGUUAUAUAGAUGAUGGAUUUAUGCUAACCAGCAAAGCUAAAUUACCUAAUAUCAUUCUAACCUCUGCAGCUCUUACCCGCCACAAAUACCUCUAA